Morus notabilis is the source of this 1435-nucleotide messenger RNA. RefSeq names its product scarecrow-like protein 32. Gene Ontology annotation, biological process: regulation of DNA-templated transcription. NCBI's taxonomy places the organism in Eukaryota, Viridiplantae, Streptophyta, Magnoliopsida, Rosales, Moraceae. The transcript has a single exon. The coding region runs from base 56 to 1387 and encodes 443 amino acids. Gene Ontology annotation, cellular component: nucleus. The record is from RefSeq and is a predicted model, not a curated record. Gene Ontology annotation, molecular function: DNA-binding transcription factor activity; sequence-specific DNA binding.
GCAAGUGCCACCGUCAGUACCAGUGCCUUUACACAAUAUCAUUAAUCUCCAGGUCAUGAUGAACAAGAACCAAAUUCUUCACCAUCACCGUGGAAGUAGUAAUUCCUCACGUCCAUGGCCGGGAUUUACUACUUCCAAGGCGUUGGGAGUGGGAGGAGGAGGAGGAAGCGGCGGCUCGAGCUUCGGCGACGCCAAUUGCAUGGAACAGUUACUAGUCCACUGCGCCAACGCCAUCGAAGCAAACGACGUCACUUUGGCCCAGCAGAUCCUGUGGGUCCUCAACAACAUCGCCCCGCCCGACGGCGACGCCAACCAGCGCCUCGCGUGCGGCUUCCUCCGCGCGUUGGUCUCACGCGCAGCCCGCACCGGCGCCUGCAACAUGCUCCCCUCCGACGGCGUCUCCGUCUCCGUCGAGACGCACCGGUUCUCUGUCAUCGAGCUCGCCAACUUCAUCGACCUCACGCCGUGGCACCGCUUCGGGUUCACAGCCGCCAACGCCGCCAUCCUCGACGCCGUCGAGGGCCGCCCCGUCGUCCACAUCGUCGACCUCAGCCUCACGCACUGCAUGCAGAUUCCCACCCUCGUCGACUCUAUCGCCACGCGCCACCACAACGAGGUGCCGCCUCUGAUCAAGCUCACCGUCGCCGCGGAGUGCAACUACUCCAACAACGACGCCGUUUCGCUCCCUCCCGCCCUCGACCUCUCCUAUGAGGAACUCGGCGCCAAGCUCGUCAACUUCGCCCGAUCCCGAAACAUCGUCCUCGAAUUCAGAGUCAUCCCCUCAAGCUACUCCGACGGCUUCGCCUCCUUAAUCGAACAGCUCCGCGUCCAAAACCUAGUAUACUCCGAAACCGGAGACGGAGAGGCUCUCGUUAUAAAUUGCCACAUGAAACUCCACCACAUCCCGGAAGAAACGACACUGCUUCCUCUGCGAACAAUGUUUCUCAAGGCGAUCCGUAGCCUCGACCCGACCGUCGUCGUUUUGGUCGACGAAGACGCUGACUUGACGUCCAACAACCUCGUAUGCAGAUUAAGGUCGGCGUUUAAUUAUCUGUGGAUUCCGUACGACACAGUGGACACUUUUCUGCCUAAGGGGAGUAAGCAGCGGCAGUGGUAUGAGGCGGAUAUUUGUUGGAAGAUAGAGAAUGUGUUGGCGAACGAGGGGAUUCAGAGGGUGGAGAGGCUCGAGCCGAAGGCGAAAUGGGUGCAGCGGAUGCGGAACGCGAGGUUUCGGAGCGUUAGCUUCGGCGAAGAGGCGGUGGCGGAGGUGAAGGCAAUGCUUGAUGAGCAUGCUGCUGGUUGGGGUGUGAAGAGGGAAGAUGAGGACCUUGUGCUCACAUGGAAAGGCCACAAUGUUGUGUUUGCCACUGUUUGGGUCUCUGCUUGAUUAAUUUGAAUUAAACUUCAAAGUAAAAUAUAUUAAUUAGUUAUGAUC